This is a messenger RNA of Meloidogyne enterolobii, 3888 nucleotides long. NCBI's taxonomy places the organism in Eukaryota, Metazoa, Nematoda, Chromadorea, Rhabditida, Meloidogynidae. The record is from the annotation of a GenBank genome assembly.
AUGAAACCUUGUUUAAAUCCAUGUUCCUGGACCUCUGCAUAUGUUCCAUAUUAUUUACAUACAAUAAAUAGAACAAAGUUGGAAAAUUAUUUUUUAAAAUUGCGAAAUUCUUCCCUCCGUGCCAAAUCAUCGGAUACAGGCAGUCGACGCUCUUCUACACCCAAUUCUUCCUCCAAAACGUCAACAAAUUCGAGAGAAUCAAGCAUUUGUUGUGCUAGAGCGCCAAGUAGGGAUAAAUCGUCUGACAAUAAUUCUGCGGUUGGAGGAGGUGGACGGUUAAAUAGUAAUGGAGGAGGAGAAAAUGAACAGGAUUAUAGUUUUGGCCCAACAACUCGACGUAAAUGGACUGAAUAUGUAAAUGAAAUGGAACAACAAAAGAGACGUCAAAGUAGUUGUAGUAGUAGCAAUGGAGGGGGAGGAGGUGAAAAAAAGGCUGCUGCUAAAGCUAUUUUAAAUAUAAAAAAUAAACAACAACAACAAUUAAAUAGUUUAUCCUCAUCUUCAUCAACAACCUCAAUUUCUAAUAAUAAUAAUAUUCCAAAAAUGUUAAAAAUUGUUAAGAAUUUUUCAAAUGUCGGAGGUACUCAAAUGUCCGAAAACGACAACAAUAAUAAUUUGGGAGGAAUUCCAAAACUUAGAUUACAACAAACAACAACAAUUAAAAAAGAAGAAGAAGAAGAAAACAUUGAAGAAAACAUUGAGGAAAACAUUGAACAAAACAUCAAUAAAAACAUUGAACAAAACAUCAAUAAAAACAUUGAACAAAACAUCAAUAAAAUAGAAACAACAACAACAACGACAAACAUGUUUGUUGAGGAAGAAAAAAUGGUUGUUGAGAAUGUUUGUGAUAAUACUUAUGUUGUGGAAGAAACAACACCUAAAAUAAUAAAUGUUGAAACAAUUUCAGAAGAAAAUAAAAACAUUGAAAAUAAAAAUGUUAAUGAACAACAACUUAUUAUUUCACCACGUUUUGAGCCAAUUUCUCCUGAUAAAAUAUCAACACCUACAAAUAAUAUUUCUAAUAUUUCAAUUAAACAAAAAACAACAGGAAAACGAAGUUAUGAACGUAAAGAAAGAAUAAAUUCAUUUACUACAACAACAAAAGCAAGUAGAGGACGACCACGAAAAUCUGCUGAUUCAUCAAAUAUACAUCAUCAUAGCAGCCCUAAAAUUCCUCGUUUUUCUGAAGAUGCACGUGAUGGAAUGGAAUUAAUGCAUCAAAUGACUUGUGCGAUUCAAAUGGGCAAACCAAUGGACGCUGCCUCUAUAUUAGCCGACUUAGCCAACCAAAAGGCUAAUCGUCAAUUACACGAACACCAACAACAAACACAAAACAUUGACGAACAAAAUCAACAACAACAUAAUUCUUGUUUAAACAAAGAUACCCCUAAAACAACAACAACUCACCAUUCAAAACAUCUAAAAACAUUUAAUAAUAACAAUUGUUUGUUUCCGUUUCCCCAACAUGAUAAAACAUCAACAACAACAACAAAUAUUAAUGUUUGCAGAACAUCAAUAAAACAACAACAAAAACAUCAGAAUAACGAAAAUUCCAACAACAACAACAACAACAACAAUUGUUCUUCUAAAUAUCCCGAACUUAACAAUUUUUUGGACACAAUUAAAAACGCUUAUGAAAAUUUCUUUGACGAAUUUCAUUCAAAACAUUCAAACAAAAACAUUGUUGUGAAGGAAGAAGAUAAAGAACAUCAACUACAACAUCUUCCUGAACAACAACAACAAAAUAAUGUUUCAACAAAUAAUUUUACAAACUUUGAACAAUUUCGGUCAAUAUUAGAUUCUACUCCUUUAAAAAAUUUAGAAUGUGAAGAAAUGGAGGAAGAUGAAGAAGAAGGUGGAAGAAGAAGAGUUUCCAGUAUGGGGGAGGAAAAUUCGACAUUUUACUCUGCAGAGAGUCGUAAGCGCUUUUUAAGUACUAGUGGAACAAGUGAAGCAAACAACAAUGUUGUUUUCAAUAAUAAAACACCGGUCAGAACAACAACAACAAUGUUGCAAAAGAAAAUAAAUAAUUUACAACAAACACCUAAAACAACAGAAACAACAACAACAAAUUUUAGCUUUAAUAAACUACAACCAGAAAAACAAUGUUCACAACAACAAAAACAAUCACGUUUGUUGGAAUUGCAAAAACGUGUCGGGGACAGGCGCAAAUGGUUAUUAAAUGCUUGGUCAGAAUUUCAAAGAGAAAUGCAAUUAUUUAAUACAGACAUGGAUAGUCUAGUUAAUGAAUGUUCACAACAACAACAAAAACAAGAAGAGGAAGAUUCAAACACUCAACAACAACAAACACAACAAAAUCAGAAUUUCCAAUUACAACAACAACUCGCCUUACAAUUAAUUACCCAACAACAAACACAACAUAAAUUAAUUGAAGCAGCCCAAGCCCAAUUAGCUAUUCAAGUACAGCAAGCACAACAAGCAAAUGCUGUAGCUGUUGUUGCUAAUGCCUUAAAUAAUAGUUCGAGUCCAACAAAUAAUAAUAAUAUUGGUAUUGGGCAGCAACAACAGCAAACAUCGACGUCUUCAAAUGCUGUUAAUCAAGUAUCAACAGUCACUAACCAACUAGAUUUAUUAAUUAAUGAAAUGCGUGAACGUUAUUCUCAACAAUUGACAGCCCAACAUUUAUUAAGCCAAAUAACCCAAUUUGGGUUAUUAAAUACUAUAGCUCCUCAAGAAAUUGCUGCAUUACAGUCGAUAGCAUCUGGGGCAGCUUUAAAUAAUGUUGUUCAUCAAUUAAGUCCUAUAGCUGCGGCUGCUGUUGUUUUACAGCAACAACAACAACAACAAAUGAGUCCUGUUUUAUCUUCCUCUAUUCCUCAACAAUCAUGUCCUCCAUCAUCAUCAUUAAUUACUCAACAACAACACCAACAACAAACAACCUCUAGCCCUUUAAAUUGUUUAAUUCCACAAAAUGUAACAGCCCCUUUUGUUCAAAAUUUUUUGUCAACUUUAGACAAUUUGGCAACAACAGAAAAUAAUAAUAUUAAUAAUAAUAUACCUUCAUCCUCUUCUAUAGUAAUUAAUGGGGAUUGUAGUGGUAGUAUUGGUGGUGGAGGAGGUCUUGGUGGGGGAGGAGGUCUUGGAGGAGGAUUAAAUUUAAGUGCUUCUCUUUCAAAUAUUUCUGGUGGUGAUAAUAAUUCGGCUAAUAAUUCUAGCAAUCAUUCUUUAAAUUCUUCAUUAAAUACUUCAACAAAUUCUCAACGACAACAAAGACAUUCAAUAGGAAAUUCUUCAUCAUUACAACAAAUUAGCCAAAAUUUUGUUUGCCAAUCACAACAGAAUAAAAAAUCAGCUAUAACAACAGUACAACAACAUAUAUCUAGAGAAUCUACUGUUGCUGAGGUUGUUGCUGAAGUCGCAGCAUUACCAUCAACAAGUCCAAGAAAACCAUUCAAACCUAGACCUACAAGAAAUUUAAAUAAUAGUGGAAAUAAUAGUGGAGGUGGAGGUGGAGGAGGAAAUUUAAAUAAAAGAAGUAAUUCACAUUCAAAUAAACAUUUACAACAACAACAAGUUGAAGAUCCUAAAAAACAGGAAGAAAUUGAAAGACAAAUUCAGGUAGAUAAAAUUAAAAAAAAUUUUUUUUUGUUAAAAAAAUUUUUUUGGAGGAAAAAAAUUUUUUAAUUAAAAUUUUGGAUAGAAAGAGUAAAAAAAGGAAGGAAGAUGGAGGGAAGAUCCUUUUUACUAGAGGUUUAAAAAUUCAUAAAAAAAGAGAAGGGAAAGGAUCGCCUCGGUAGCCAUUCGGUUGAGCAGUCGUCUAAGCAUUGUUCUGUGCUGUUUCGGUUUUCGAGAUUUUAUUUAUUUUUUCUUUCCAUUUUUCGAAGAUUUUUUUGGUAAAUUACGAAACGGAAUAUUUAAAAAAUUUUU